Messenger RNA from Parascedosporium putredinis, 606 nucleotides. The record is from the annotation of a GenBank genome assembly. NCBI's taxonomy places the organism in Eukaryota, Fungi, Ascomycota, Sordariomycetes, Microascales, Microascaceae.
AUGCGCGUCAUCAUCAUCGGAGCUGGGCCCGCCGGCCUCGCCCUCGGUCAUGCCCUCACACAGGCCGGAAUCGACGACUUCGUCAUCCUUGAACGGCGGCAAAAGGUCGUCGAAGCGACAGGGGCAGGACUUGGCCUCUGGCCCCAUGCUGUCCGAAUUCUGGAUCAGCUAGGGAACGGGCUCUUCGAGGCCGCGGAGAAAAUCGUCCCCAAGAUGAAGAAGAGCGUGCGGUUGGGGAAUGAAGGCGGUCUUGUGCUCGCCACGGAUCUAUUCGCACAUGUCGAGGAAAAUCACGGCUAUGCAUUCUGGAUGUUUGAGCGGAUGCGGCUGCUCGAGCUGCUCUACACCCAUCUACCACGCGUAGAGGAGCGCGUUCUCACGGGGAAAACAGUUACCUCGCUGUCGCAGACAGAUAGCACAGUGACUGUCGAAUGCGACGACGGGUCAAAGUAUACCGGCGAUAUCCUCGUCGGCGCGGACGGCAUCCACAGCACAACCCGCACCUUACUCUAUCCAGGCACCCACGAUCCCGAAACAGAGCUCGCCAAGGGCUUCACCUCGACCUUCCGCGCCAUGUUUGGCUGCGGACCUCUACUCCGGGACUAG